UAUCGAUUUUAGAAGCAAAGCUGUCCUAUAUGGUCCAACAUCGAUUUGACGGAGAUACCAAGCACCGGUUUGGCAGUCGAUCUAAUCAAAAGAUCCACCGUGUUGGAGAAGCCGACGAGGAGCGAAGAACGAGAGAAGGAUUCGUCCCGGGACUCCGCGAGCGGAACGUUCGUAGACGGCGAGCUACACUCCACGACGACGACAACGACGACGACGACGUUUCCGUCGGGGUAGCCGUCGGGGGUAGCCGAGGAAGAGGAGAGGACACCUUCCGUUGUAAGAGCGAGCCCGAGCUCUGCGCGAGGACGUGCACCGGGGGGGAUCAUGCAGAACUAUGGCCACGAGGACUACGACUAUGGAGCGCAGGGCGACGCGCCCGUGCAACCGAACAGCCGGACUCUGCCGCAAGUUCCGGGCGCUAGGCCGAUGGUGGACCCACAGGCGGAGGGUAUCGUCGAUCCCGAGCUGUAUCCUCAGCCGAAGGAGGCCACGCAUAAGAUCCGCGGCAAGAGCGACAUCCUGGAGUACCUGUUCGGCGCCGUCGAUCAGGAGCUCCUCACUGUAAAGACCUUCUACUUCUUCUUCUACUCCGCCUUCGGCUCGCUGUUUCCGCUCAUGGGAGUGUACUUCAAGCAAAUGGGCAUGAACGCCGGACAGUGCGGUCUCCUCAUCGGUCUCAGGCCCUUCAUCGAGUUCCUAAGCGCUCCUUUCUGGGGAUCCCUGGCCGACAGAUGGCAGAAAGGCAAACUUAUUUUGUUGGCUUCUCUCUCCUGUUGGAUCAUCUUCACUCUACCGUUGGGCUUCAUCCAGCCUCCGCCGACCUCUUGCAUAGUUCAUGCGAACAACAGCGCUUAUCUCGAGGCGUUCAACAAAGAGCAGAGAAUCGUGAAGCGAUCGACCGACUUGGACGAGCUGUACUACCCUGUGAACGAGAACGAAUAUCUGGAGGUCGCGUCCAACGUCGUCUUCGAGAGGUUACGACGAAGCACGGAUGACAAUGAAAUAUAUGAUCAUCAAUACGUGAGGAGGUCGGAUCCGUUGAAGGAAGUCAGCAUGCUCGGAAAGUCCUACGACAUCGAGGGAAAUGGCGUCAGAGCUUUCGAUAACGACGUUUCCGUCACAUACGACUUGAAGAGCAACCGAGUCAGAAGGCAAGCAGCGGCAGCCACCACCGAGGACAGCAAUGUCGAAGAUCUCAGGUACAAGCAGUUGGUAUUUGAAAACAACGGCGAUACGGAUCCGACGACAAUCGACCUGGAGGCGUUGCAGGAGAAAAAUCGCCCGGCCGAUGUUUUGGAGUACAAACGUUUUAUGAAGAAUGAGCCGAUCACCGGUAGAACGGUCCCGAAGAAGGCUUACGUGCACAUGAAGACGCGCGUGAAACCGCCACCGGAGAAGAUAAUGGUGAAACGAGACACGGAGAGGAAGCUGACGUCUUUGGAGGAGGAGGAGGAGGAGGACGAUGCAGUCCAGUUUGAUGAUAAUGACAAAGAGGAGGACCAAGAAAACGCGAACAUGUUCUUCACGAGGAAUCGCAGAAAUGCAAAUGCCGUAGUCCACGGACCCAUUGGAGAGUACCCGUUGUCUCCGUUAUCGGUUACCUACGCGGAGAACUACGAUGCGAAGGAGAAUAAAGGAUGGGUGAAACCAAUCUUCAGCUCCAUAGUCUAUAGAUUGCCGGACAUCCAGAAAACAUUCUUUCUUCUGCUACUGCUAGUCAUAGUCGGCGAAUUCUUUUCGGCACCCGCUAUAACUUUAGCCGACUCGGCUGUUAUCACCUUGUUGGGCGAAGAUGCCGAUAGAUACGGCCAUCAACGCAUGUUCGGAAGUCUCGGGUGGGGCUUGGCCAUGUUCUUCGUCGGGAUCGCCCUCGACCACAGCACCGCGUUCCCAGACCACCCUUGUAAGCCCGACUUGAGAGAAAAGAAUUACACGAUUUGUUUCGCGAUAUUCAGUGUGCUAAUGGGUGCUGCGUUAAUAACCGCGACGCAAAUUAAUUUCAAGUAUGACUUUAUGCCCGCUGAGCCGGAAGUGGAGAAACCUCCGGCCGAACUGACGCGGGAGGAACAACUGCAGAAUCAGUUAUCCCAGCAGUUGAAUCUGCCUGGACUGCAGGACUCGUCCGCUGCUGUGGAUCCUAAGCCUCAACCUCCCGAAGGGAAGACGAAAAUGUUUGCUCAAACGACGAAAGAGAUACCGGAGUGGGUGACAGUGUUGAAGCAAUUCAAAGAUCUCAAGUGCGCCUCGUUUCUCUUCGUUGCGUGGUUCAUGGGAUUCGGCAUUGGGUUGAUCUUCACCUUUCUCUUCUGGCAUCUUCAGGAUUACGGCGGCUCGCCGACCCUCUUUGGCGUUGCGUCCGUGAUCAACCACAUUUCCGAGAUCUUUGCGUAUUUCUUCAGUUUCAAGCUCAUCCGCCAGAUUGGCCACGUUAAGGUGUUGUGCCUCGGUUUAGGCGGAAACGUGCUUCGGUUCCUUUAUAUAUCUUGGCUGAGGAAACCAUGGUGGGUGUUGCCCUUCGAGUUCAUUCAGGGUAUCACACACGCGGCCGUGUGGGCAGCAUGCUGCAGCUACAUCGCUCACAAUACACCGCCGCAAUUGCGCUCCAGUGCACAGGGUGUUCUUCAGGGACUUCAUCAUGGGCUUGGGAGAGGUUGCGGAGCGGUGAUCGGUGGCAUGUUCGUUGCGGCCUAUGGUACGACCACAACGUUCCGAGCGUACGGUCUUAUUUGCAUCGUUGUCCUGGCGAUCUUCGUGUUCAUCAAUUUCUAUAGGAAGGAUACCGGUUUCGUGUCCGAGCUACCACAGACGGAGGAUCCGCAUCAAGUAGCGGAAGCCACCCAUUUGGCACCGCACGGCGUACCGAGCAACGCUAUACCUAGAGCAUUGAGUUCCAGUCGUUUGCACGAACUGGCUAAUCAAGAUGCUGGUUACGGUGCUACUUAUCAGACUAGUGGUGGGAAUCUGGCCGUACCCGGCGCUAAUGGAGGUCCUGGCAAUCCAACGAAUCCAUUCUUGAAUAGCGGCAGUGGCGGCGAAGGUGGAUAUAAUUAUGGUAUGACUGGCAAGGGAGAGGACGAGUAUAUUCGUAGGAGCUUCCAGAUCUACAGUGAAGUGGUGGGUAGGGAAUUCGAUCUCGUAAAACCGACUAUCCACCUACACGCCCAACAACCAUGCACUAAUCCCUUUCAUCAACAUGACUACGACUGGUAACGGCUCGAUCUCUACUAAUACGAGGUUUGUUAUGUAAGAUUGGUAAUCUGAAAUGCGGAUACGAUUGCGGGAAAGAGAGAGAGAGAGAAAGAGGGAAGGGGGGAAGAAAUAGAGAACACUACUGAGAUAAAUAAUAUAAAUAUAAAUACAAAUAUAUAAAUAUACAUAAUGUACGUGCACAUACGUGUGCGUACGCGCGUGCGCGCAUGUCGUCUUUGAGCUGUCGUUAUAAGGUGUGUCGAGAGAUGAUGUGAUAAAAUAGCUGGUGGACGAGCGGAAAGUAAAUGGACGCUUUUUUUUCUUCUUUUUCCUUUUUUUUUUAAUGCCCCACUCGGUAGACCUAUGAAAUUUUAUUAUGACAACUUUAUCACCGUCCUCCGGCUUGCUUGUUUCUUACAAUUUGGUCUUUUGCGUAUCCUGCUUGCCGUUUACCUUGAACUCCCCUGACGAAGGAACCUGGAGCUAAUUUAAUGCGUCAGGGAAUUAGUGGUAAGACUAAACACACGUCGAGUUGCGAUCGGAAGUGCUUAUCGACAAGUUCCCUGAUGUUCCAAGGUCCAGUUCCACAAAUUCGAUUUCAAGCCAUGCUUAGCUGAACGACUGUUAUUUAACAUCAUUUAACAUCAUGGUUAAACUUGCAUUGCGUUCCACAUUGUAUUUAUAACUGUAGUUUAACUAUAUAAACCUACAGUUUGUAUGAAUAAAGUUCAAAGAUUUCUCCUUCUUGUCAAACAUAGAUUGUGAUUGAUCAAUAAUAAAUGGUCGGAAAUAAGACGGGAGGAAGGAGUAAGAACGAAAACAAGUUGCAAGAUUUUUACUAACAUUGCAGCAACAGAUUCUUUGGAUUAUAGGAGUGAAAACACAAAAAAACUAGUGAAUAUUAUGCGAGACGUGUCUUUAUUGUUCGGUCACUUCUUUCGCUCAGAUCUCUCUCUGGUCUCUGGGAUCUCUAAUCUCCGACGCCGCCUUUUUGUUUAUGCCAGUCGUGGAAUCUACAUUUGUUAUCGUUACGUAAUCGCCUACAUUAUAUUUAGUCACUUUUUUGCGCUUAUUGUCAUACGAUUUCUUAUUAGCGAUUUGACUCUCGUUCACUCUCUGGGAAACUUUUUGACGCGACUCUGGCAAAUUUCUAUCUUCUGUGAUCGAAUUGUCUAAAAGCAUACGCAGGAAAUUAUUUAUUUGUCCCACCUGAUCCAGUCCAAACAACAAUUGACUGGGGAUAUCUCCGUAUACAGUAUUAUUAAUCGCAAACUUUACUAAACGAAUCGAUUGAUCAAGCCCGGAGUACAUCGUGUUAAGCACCACGGAUCUCUUGGAGAGGAUGAGACGACUGUUCGACCAUCGUCCGAGCAGACUAACUCUAAGAAAAGAAUUCGAGCAGAGACCGGGGAAUCAUUCAGCGAGUACUACCAUAGCAAGGUGACUUUGACAAACCGUAUACCCAUAGAGAGUGGUGAGCUUAUUGAUUACAUAAUCGACGGUAUACCCGACGGAGUACCCGAUCGACGACUGCAGGACCAAGCAAGAUUGCAACGCUUUGGAGAGGCGGCCUUGGUGGAGGCAUUCGGAAAAAUCACAUUGAGAGGCAACCCGAGAGCUGAAAAACUAUGCUAUAAUUGUCGUGAGAAGGGACAUCGCGCAAUCGACUGCAGAAAACCGCGAGCUGUGCAAAAGAGAGUUGCGAACGGUGGCGCGGCGACGACUCGCGGCCCUACGAGGAAGGCCACGUAUCCUCUCAGUAUGUCAUCCAUGCAUAGGUCAUCCGAAAAGUUGUGAGAAUCCCCGCCAUCUAUCGCAUUUGGGAUCGGUUUGUUCGGCAGUGCGUGGGUCAAGGCUUAUAGGUGAGGACUCGUUUAACAGAUGGCGCUUUGCUCUUUAAAAUGCAGGUCUUGUGUUGACAAACAAAGUAAGCAAUAUUGGAUGGCGCGAUUGCGAAAAUGGACAGCCAAUUAUGCUUUUUUGCUUUCGGAAAGGAAUCGCGGUGAAAACUAGCUUCACUAAACUAGUGAAAUUUUCAACAUUUAUGGGAAGGAUGCUGUAUCGAAUCAAAUAGUAAGCUGAUGAUUCACGCGAUUUCGUAAUAGCAAUUUCGAGCUCGAAGAUGUCCUACGGUCUGAAAGACCUUCCACACCAUUCGAGGACCGCCUGAAGCAAGCAGUGGAUGAAAAUCUUCGCAGAAGUGUAUUGGAACUCUCACAGGAUCUUAACGUUCCUAAAAGUACGCUCCAUGACCAUUUAAAAUAUGUGAAUUAUAUGAGUCGCCUCGAUGUCUGGCUUCCUCACACAUUGACUGAACGCAACCUCCUCGCUCGCGGUGACGCGAGCGAUGCUCUCUUAAAAAAAAUUCCAAAGAGUUUUUUGAAGCAGUUGAUGACUGGCGACGAAAAGUGGAUACUCUAUCGUAGUGUAACAAGGAAACAAUCAUGGGGAAAGUCGAAUGAACCUCCACAAACGAUUUCAAAAGGAGGGCUGCACUUAAAGAAAGUUAUGCUUUGCAUCUGAUAGAGUUUUAAGGGUGUCGUCUACUUCGAGCUUCUUCUACAGAAUUAUUCGAUCAAUUCUGACAAAUACUGCGCUCAGCUAACUGACCUGAAAGGAAAUCUUGCCAUAAAAUAUCCAGAACUGGUGAAUAGGAGAGGCGUCGUUUUUCGGCAUGAAUGCGAGGCCAUAUGUUUCAUUGGUGGUUCGCAGAAAACUCAUUGAGUAUGAUUGAGACGUCUUGCCCCACCCUCCAUGUUCACCGGACAUUAUUCCUUCUGACUAUCACUUAUUCCGGGCGUUGCAGCACUCUUUGAAGGAUAAAGAGUUCGAUUCGUUGGAAGAAAUCAAAAGCCAUCUGACUGCAUUCUUCGAGGGAAAACCUAAGUCAUUCUACGAGCACGGAAUUUUCUCUUUGCCCGAAAGAUGGCAAACAAUGAUAGAUCAAAAUGGACAAUACAUUAUAGAUUAAUUGUUGGUGGAACAAUUAAUAAAUUUUUGUUUUAAAGCUUCAAGAAUUCUUAGAACUUUUCGGAUAACUUAAUAUAUUAAAACUUUAUUUUUCGAUAUCAUCGACCAAAACACGUCGUAAAUAUAUCUGUGGAAAACGCGAGGAGCAUUCGUGAGGCCGAAGAGCAUACUCAUACUAUCCCAGAGGCGUUAUGAAGAACGUAUACUUGAUCAAAGUUCCAGCUACUUUAACGUGGUGGAAUCUGUCUUUGAGGUCGAGACAACUAAAAAUCUUUUUAUCUCCCAAUCGAUCCAAUUGAUCGUCUAUCUCAGUGGCGUCGGGAAAUUAUCUUUGAUCGUUUUAUUAAGUUCCCUAUAGUUUACACAUAAUCUUAAACCCCCGUCUUUUUUUGCACCAGUCGGGCUCGUAUAUGGAAAAGCGCUCUCUCGGACAACACCUUUCUUCAUUAACUCCUCCAGAACAGCAUGUAACUUUAUUUUAUUUGUAUGUGCCAUUCGACGCGCGCGAAAACUAAUCGGUUGCUCAUGUUUCAAGCGAAUCGUCAUUUCCGGUUUAUGCAACGGCGGCUCAACUUUUUUUUCCGAUAGAUACGCGUCCUCGUAAAUUCGUCUCAAUCUAUUAGCCACGUCGUGAGGAGCGCUCGGAUCAACAUUUAGUUCAAAUUUAUCCGAUUGAUCAGCGCAGUCAAUAUGUAUUAUUUGAUUCGAUAAAAUUAUCCGUCUCAAUUACAGAGUCAGGUACGUUUCGCGAAAUUGUAAGCGCUUGAUUAAUAGUCAUUCUCUCCGCAGAGUUAGAGAUGAAGUCUCCCCCCAAUAGAGCAGCACUGCUUAUCGUCGUAGGCACAACAAGAAAUUUAAGGUGAACGUCAAUACCGUUGAUCCUAACGAUCUUUUUGAAAACGCCAAAUAUUUUUACUUGCGAGCCAUUAAUGCCGCUAUAGCGAUAUUCGUCUUCUGUCACCGGAACGCAAUAAUCAACCAGCGCGUAGUCAGACUUAAUUAGGCUAAUCGGCGACCCGGUAUUUACGAUUGCUAUAAAAGAGUAUUUAUUUGUCUUACAUUGAUCGUCAAAGAUCUCGUAACUCACUGACACUAUAUACGGUUCGCUUCCCACAAUCGACUGGAUGAAAUAAUACAUCCCAGUUGAUACGCUAACCUCUCUCCGAGGGCCGCGAGUCGUCGCCGCGCCACUGUUUACAACUCUCUCUUGCACGGCUCGCGGUUUUCUGCAGUCGAUUGCACGAUGUCUCUUCUCCCGAUAAUUAUAGCAUUUUAAAGACACCCGCGGCGCCGCGCCCGUCUCCGCACGUCCACUUGCGGUCGUUCUCGCAUCGUUCUUAGGCCUCCGCUGAUCCCUUCGCCCUUCGGUUUUCUUAGCUCUCGGGUUGUCUCAAUGUGAUUCUCAAUGUGAUUUUUCCGAAUGCCUCCACCAAGUUGGCCGCCUCUCCAAAGCGUUGCAGUUUCGCUUGAUCCCGCAGUUGUUGAUCGGGUACUCCAUCGAUUAUGUAAUCGUCACUCUCUAUGGGUACACAGUUCGUCAAAAUCAUCUUGCUAUGGUAGUACUCGUUGAAUGACUCCUCGGUCUGCCACAUUCUCUGCUCGAAUUCUUUUCUUACAGCUAAUUUACUCGGAAGAUGGCCGAACAGUCGUCUCCAAGAGAUCCGUGGCGCUUAACACGAUGUACCCCUUGAGUGUAACCAGUUGAGGGCUUUCCUCCUUAGUCUCAGACUGAUCAACACCCUUGAUGCAUUAUCAUCGAGGUUAUAAGAUUUGUUCGUGCAGCAACUCAACCUGUUGUUUUCACCUCCAGAACUCGCCAUCAACGCCAUCAAAUUCGCCUAAUAAGUCGCCUUAAAGGUCGCCGAUCCCUCCGUCGCCAUGGUCACUCACGACAGGACUUCGACUCGUCGUCUAUCUUCUCAAUUCUAUCUCUCUUCUCAUCAAUUCGAGUUUGCGUCGGAGCAAGUCUCUCUCUCGUCGAACGAGCUCAAGCUCGCGAGCGGCGUCGUUAUUUCGCGCACCAUUCUGCCGCUCUUCCUUCCCGUCCGCAGCAUCGUUCUCGCCGCCGGCCCCAACAUCGUCUCCGCUCGCGCCCGACUUUUCUCCGCUAUCAUUGAGCGUAGCAUUCAGAACAUCGAGGUCGUUUUCUCGUAAAUGCAAAUUCAAUUCAGCUUUAUGAUCUGUAGUAAGAAGAUCUCUUGACCGUAAGAGCUCCUUAACCUGAGACAGGUUGAGUUUUUUCAGUAUCCUGGCUCCAAAUGUCUUUCUUGCACACAGCAAGUCGGUGGGCAGUACGAACUUCGUGCUUCUCCAUGCACACAGCUGGGCAAAUGGCUCCAAGACCUGCGAAAUGAGUACCCGG
Molecule: messenger RNA, 8521 nt
Organism: Harpegnathos saltator (Jerdon's jumping ant)
Lineage: Eukaryota; Metazoa; Arthropoda; Insecta; Hymenoptera; Formicidae
Gene: jef
Product: major facilitator superfamily domain-containing protein 6 jef
Exons: 11
Coding region: 325-3210 (961 amino acids)
Cellular component (GO): membrane
Source: RefSeq, a predicted model, not a curated record